Molecule: messenger RNA, 2700 nt
Organism: Nymphaea colorata (pocket water lily)
Lineage: Eukaryota; Viridiplantae; Streptophyta; Magnoliopsida; Nymphaeales; Nymphaeaceae
Product: molybdopterin biosynthesis protein CNX1
Exons: 11
Coding region: 16-1722 (568 amino acids)
Biological process (GO): Mo-molybdopterin cofactor biosynthetic process; molybdenum incorporation into molybdenum-molybdopterin complex
Cellular component (GO): cytoplasm; cytosol
Molecular function (GO): molybdopterin molybdotransferase activity
Source: RefSeq, a predicted model, not a curated record
AGCUUUUAAAUAUAAAUGCUCUUCGUUAAGAACCGCGUCAAAAUCUCGUCGUACUCGCGGAACAGGGAGAGAAAAGCAAGCAGGUGUCUGCAGCGGCAACUAGUGGAUCCCAAGCUGACCAAAGGCACCAUGUUAUCCGUGGACGACGCGUUGAAGGCCGUGCUUAGUGCCGCUCAGCGUCUAGAGCCUGUGACCGUAUCACUUCAAGACGCAUUGGGAUUGAUAGUAGCUGAGGAUAUCUAUGCACCUGACCCCUUGCCUCCCUACAGAGCAUCCGUCAAGGAUGGUUAUGCUGUAAUUGCAUCAGAUGGGCCUGGUGAAUAUCCUGUAAUUGCUGAAUUGAGGGCUGGGAGUGAUGCUGUUGGCUUCGUUGUUACUUCUGGAACUGUUGCUUAUGUGACAACUGGAGGACCUAUUCCUGAGGGUGCAGACUCUGUCGUCCAAGUUGAGGAUACUGAACUAGUUGCAGAUACAAGUUCUGUGGUAAAAAGGGUUAAUAUAUUAGUUGCAGCAAGCCAAGGCCAAGAUAUUCGCCCUGUGGGAUAUGAUAUUGAAAAGGAUGCUUUGGUUAUGCGGGCAGGUGAGCUGAUUGGCACUGCUGAAAUUGGUUUGCUUGCCACCUUGGGUGUGAUGGCAGUCAAGGUCUAUCCAAGACCAGUAGUUGGAGUUUUAUCUACUGGUGAUGAACUUGUGGAACCUGCAACUCGAAACCUUAACUGUGGCCAGAUCAGGGAUUCAAACCGUGCCAUGCUGCUGGCAGCUGCGAUGCAGCAGCAAUGUAAAGUGCUAGAUAUGGGUAUUGCUUGUGAUGAUUCAGAAGAUCUUGAGAAGAUUUUUGACACCAGUAUAUCUUCCAAAGUUGACAUAAUUUUGUCUUCUGGGGGUGUUUCAAUGGGGGAUAAGGAUUUGGUCAAGCCUCUGCUGGAGAAAAGAGGAAAGUUCUAUUUUGGCAAGGUGUUAAUGAAACCUGGGAAGCCAUUAACUUUUGUGGAAAUUACUGUUGAUUCAACAAUGGGAAGGUCACCAAAGAAGAUUCUUGCGUUUGGUUUACCUGGAAAUCCUGUGAGUUGCAUAGUUGGUUUCCAUCUUAUGGUUGUUCCAGCAAUUCGUUGUCUGGCUGGAUGGGCAAAUCCAAACCUUGAAAGAGUAUCAGCGCGUCUGGAAAAACCAAUUAGGACAGAUCCUGUCCGUCCAGAAUUUCAUCGUGCCAUUAUUAGGUGGCAGUCCAAUGAUGGGACUGGCCAUCCAGGUUUUGUUGCGGAAAGCACUGGUUUACAAACAAGUAGUCGUCUUUUAAGUAUGAAAGCUGCAAAUUGUUUACUAGAAUUGCCAGCAACAGGCACUACACUUCCUGCUGGAACAUGUGUUCAAGCUGUUGUAAUUGCGGAUAUAAGCAACUUCCAUGCAUGUGUGAUGCCAGAUCAUGCAUCUUCCUUAUGUAACAAGAAGAACAGGGUUGCCAGCAGUGUGGGAAGUGAACUAACAAUCGAACAAAUCCAAGAUGCAAAGGUCAAGGUUGCUGUUCUUACUGUGAGCGAUACAGUCGCAUCUGGGUCAGGUCCUGAUCGUAGAGAAACAUCAAUGGCUGUAUCUGUUAAUUGGAUGCACACAAUGAAAUGUUUGGAGUUGGAGCUUCAGACUUGGGAGCACACCAUGAAAUAUUGGUCUGGGACAAGUGUGGUGGCAGGCCGACUCUUGGGUGCUUCAGUCGGGCAGCCGUGACCUCCCACGCGAGCCCUCUUCGAACUUCUACAGGCUCCGCCGGCCGACCCACUACAGCAGCUCCCGCCGGCGCCGGCCGACCCACUACAGCAGCUCCCGCCGGCGCCGGCCGACCCACUACAGCAGCUCCCGCCGGCGCCGGCCAUUAUUUCAGACAACAUAUUUUGUAGCUCCCCAAACCCAUAAGUCCUCUUCUGCAGAAAGCCAGCAAGAUGAGUGAACACCAUGGCCCUUCUCAAAUAUUAGGCUGUUAUAUAUUGUGCAUCAUUAUAGAAUAUAUGUACCUCCUUUCGAACUUCCGUCAUGAGACAUAACAAUUCUUCAACAAAAUCACAUAAACCCUGUAUUUAAUUUCAUGGUAGUUAGUUAAGCAAUCAACAUAAGCUACACGUUUGUGAAUUACAAAACAGGGCUAGUUUGAUUUCAAUGGAAGAUGAGUUUACCUCAUCCUCUUGUUCGCUUGGAUCGUAAAGACCUGCGUUGUACCACCUCCUCUUCCAUCCAUCAGAUAGAAUGGCAAAAUCAUUGGCCUUGCAUUUACAUGGUGUCGUGAGUUAUUGGUACGACUGGUGGUCAGAGAAAUUGUGCCAAUUGAGACCUUCGUUUUUUUGUUUCUUUGUCAUGUCAAAAGAUAGAGUGGAGAAACUUGCUCUGUCUCUCUCAGCCAGAGAACACAGGGGGAAGGAAGCUGAUGUGAAGCUCCCUCCUUCUGGACUAGAGUCUCUUUUGGGCAGAGUUCAGAACCUUUCUCACUCUGUGUGUGUGUGUGUGUGUCUGUGUGCGUGGAAUGUGGACCCAGAAUUCAGAAAAUGUGUGCAUACAUUCCCUGAAUCCGUUGCAUUGACACAUCUUUGUUUGCUUUUGGAACUAUGUAAGCCAUACAUUAUCAGAUCACUUCAUUAAACCAAUUUCAAUUUUGUGAACGACUAUAGUUAUAACAGAGUCAUGGACCACUAAAUUCUUUUGCUUUUAUGCUGA